AUGGCAAGUUUUGGAUUUAGUUCGACCAUCAUCAUCGUAUUCAUAUACACAAUCGGCUCAGUUUCUUGCAAAAACGUUUUCGUAACGAACCAAGCAGCCUUGUUCGCGUUCGGAGAUUCUCUGUUCGAAGCCGGAAACAACAAUUACUUCGAUUCUCUCCCCGGUUUCCGGUCAAAUUUCUGGCCGUACGGUAAAACAACGUUCAAGUUUCCGACGGGAAGGGUUUCCGAUGGACGGAUAAUGGUAGAUUUUAUAGCUGAAAACGCUUGGUUACCGUUGCUCCCACCAAAUCUGCAACCUGGUUACAGUAACAGUCAAUUAACCUACGGAGUUAAUUUCGCUACCACAGCCGCCGGAGCUUUUGCGGCAACUUUCCCCGGAGUGUCAAAAGAUUUGGGAACACAAUUAAACAGCUUCAAGAACGUAACGCAAGUGUUGAGAUCAGAACUAGGAGACGCAGAGGCGAGAAGAGUCAUCUCAAAAGCUGUUUACCUUUUUCACAUCGGAGCAAAUGACUAUCAAUACCCAUUCUUUGCAAAUACCACAACUAUUAGUACCACUACCAAAGAUAGAUUCGUCGAUUUCGUCAUUGGUAACACGACGACCGUCAUCGAGGAAUUGUAUAAACUGGGAGCAAGAAAAUUCGGAUUCUUGAGCUUGGGUCCGUACGGUUGCACACCGAGUUCGUCGAUAAUAGACCGGACAAAGAUAGGAUCAUGUUUCGAGCCGGUUAGUGAGCUGAUAAACCUCCAUAACCAAGAAUUCCCUAAAGCCUUGAGGCGUCUAGAGCGAGAACUAUCCGGAUUCAAAUACUCUCUCCACGACUUUCACAGUUCUCUACUCCAAAGAAUCAACAAUCCUUCCCGGUACGGUUUCAAGCAAGGGAAGAUGGCAUGUUGCGGGAGCGGACCUCUGAGGGGGAUCAAUACGUGUGGAUUCCGAAACGGACCUUCGCAAGGUUACGAGCUCUGCGAAAACGCUGAGGAUUACAUCUUCUUUGAUCCUUCUCACCUGACUGAGAAGGCUCAUCGACAGAUCGCUGAACUGAUUUGGAGCGGACCGCUUAAUGUCACUGCGCCCUACAAUCUCAAAACAUUGUUUGGACUCUAA
Thlaspi arvense is the source of this 1110-nucleotide messenger RNA. The record is from the annotation of a GenBank genome assembly. NCBI's taxonomy places the organism in Eukaryota, Viridiplantae, Streptophyta, Magnoliopsida, Brassicales, Brassicaceae.